Messenger RNA from Humulus lupulus (European hop), 1602 nucleotides. RefSeq lists its product as uncharacterized. NCBI's taxonomy places the organism in Eukaryota, Viridiplantae, Streptophyta, Magnoliopsida, Rosales, Cannabaceae. The transcript has 2 exons. Bases 90 to 1286 code for a protein of 398 amino acids. The record is from RefSeq and is a predicted model, not a curated record.
CGUACCCGCCAUCACAUGCCGUGACCGACCGACCCAUCUUCCCCCGAAACCCUAAAAUUCACCCCUGUUCUAUUCUAUUCUCCAUUCCCAUGGAAGAAGACUCCUUCAAACUACGAGUCAACAAAAUCUUUGGCUCUCUCAACUCCUCCUCCACUUCGGCUUUCUCCUCUUCUGCUUCAGCUUCCACGCCUUCGUCUCUCAACUCGCUAUGGUGCUUAACCGACGAAGAAAUCGUCAGAAAGGAAUGGAACCGCGACAAGGACAUUCCCGAGCAACCCGAACCCGAAUCCAACUCAGUUCCCAAGUAUGAUCACCCAACUGAACUGGACAAAGACCUCGAAGACCUCGACGACGAAGAGGAAGAAGUUGAAGACAAAUCGUUGAGUACUAAGCCUGCGAAGCCGGACGAUUACAACGACGAGGAAUGGGAGGUCAAAUCUUGCAUCGGCUUGGAUUGUACUCUCGAUUUCGAGGAGGAGGAAGAUGAGUAUGAUAAAGUGGCGGUUGGUGAUGAGAAGCCUGAAGAAAUCGAUGAUUACGGGAUUGACAUAGAUUCCGGCAAUGUGCUUCCGACUUCAUUCAAACAAGUCACGAAAGAUCCCCGGGCGAAUCACUUGGCAGCCAAGCUCAGGCUCAAGGAAGAUGCCGAAGCAGCCAAUAACAUCGACCAAGCUGUUGAUACUGCAUCCAAUGUUUCCAACCCCAAAUCGAUUCUCAAGAGGAAAGAUAACACAGUGGACUCCAGGUCGCUUAAGCGUGUAAGGUUCGAUCCCGAGUGCAAGGAUAAUGAUAAUGGUGGUGAUACUGACGCUGCUCAUGCUGAUGAUUUUGGUGCUGGGGUUCCUGAUUUUCUGCGGAAUCCUUCUAGAUACACGCAUUACACAUUCGAUGAUUCUUCGAGUGAGUUGAAUGAGGAAUCUAACAAGCAAGCGUAUAUGGACUUUUUCAAUAUGAUGAAGAGAUCGAGUAAUAGUGAUGAUGAUAGAGAUGCGAGUGGUUUUGAUAGUUUCGGAUCAGUUACUUUCAUACCAAGAAAGAAAAGUGGGGAUACUAAUGCAAUGGUAGAUAGCUGUACAGAGUUAGUGCAACAAGUUGGGAUUAAUAAGGAUGUUUCCCCCGCUAUCCGGCGAGGCGUGUCGAUAAGUAUUGCAGCUGUAGAUGUUGAAGAAAGUGAAGUUAGUGCAAUGGAAGAAGACGAACCUGAAUCCAUGGCAGAUAGGAAGAGCAAUUCUCAGAAACCAGGGCGCCAGUAUCGCAUGAAAGCUAGGUCAGAGUCGGAUGAGUGAUUCAAUGGGUUGGUGACUGGUCAGCUUGGUAGUUUACCUUGCCAAUACUUUGGCUUGUAUGUUAGAAAAACUGACAAAUAACUUACCCCACCCUUUCUUGUACAAAGAAAGAUUGGAUUGGAAUUUGCAUUGGAUGAAGAUUAUGUUUUCUUUUAACAGAUUUGACUAGAUAAAACUGCUUUGGGAAUAUCUCAUAGAACCCUAUUGUAGGGCUUUUAAUAUCUAAAGCAAAGUAACAGUUACUAAGAAGAGGUAUAGCCUCCUAGAUACUUAUGUAUAUUAAGGUUGUUCUUUUAUAAUCUAUUCAUUUUCUUAA